Molecule: messenger RNA, 3766 nt
Organism: Arvicanthis niloticus (Nile rat)
Lineage: Eukaryota; Metazoa; Chordata; Mammalia; Rodentia; Muridae
Gene: Peli2
Product: pellino E3 ubiquitin protein ligase family member 2
Biological process (GO): regulation of Toll signaling pathway; protein polyubiquitination
Molecular function (GO): ubiquitin protein ligase activity; protein binding
Source: RefSeq, a predicted model, not a curated record
GACGCGCGCAGCCACGACGGAGCAGCCGCGGGACUGGCCGCCCCGCGCCCCGUUCGCCGCCGUGCCGUUCCCCGGCGCGCUCACCCCGUUCUCGGGAUGGGAGUGUAGCGGCGGCGCGGACUCGGCGGGGAUCGCAGCGGAGGCGGCAGCGGCGGCGGCCGAGCGGGGCUCCAUGUUUUCCCCCGGCCAGGAGGAACCCAGCUCCCCCAACAAGGAGCCGGUGAAAUACGGAGAGCUGGUGGUCCUGGGGUACAAUGGUGCUUUACCUAAUGGUGAUAGGGGCAGGAGGAAAAGCAGAUUCGCCCUCUAUAAGCGGACCAAGGCCAACGGUGUCAAACCCAGCACAAUCCACGUGGUCUCCACACCCCAGGCAUCCAAGGCCAUCAGCUGCAAAGGUCAACACAGUAUAUCCUACACUCUGUCACGGAACCAGACUGUCGUGGUGGAGUACACGCACGAUAAAGACACGGACAUGUUUCAGGUGGGCAGGUCAACAGAAAGCCCCAUCGACUUCGUGGUCACAGACACGGUUUCCGGUGGUCAGAACGACGAUGCCCAGAUCACACAGAGCACCAUUUCCAGGUUCGCCUGCAGAAUCGUGUGUGACAGGAACGAGCCAUACACAGCACGCAUAUUCGCAGCAGGAUUCGAUUCCUCCAAAAAUAUAUUCCUUGGAGAGAAGGCAGCAAAAUGGAAAAAUCCUGAUGGACACAUGGAUGGACUCACCACCAACGGUGUCCUGGUAAUGCACCCACAAGGAGGCUUCACUGAGGAAUCCCAGCCUGGAGUCUGGAGAGAGAUCUCCGUCUGUGGAGACGUGUACACCUUGCGAGAGACCAGGUCGGCCCAGCAGAGGGGAAAGCUGGUGGAAACUGAGACCAAUGUCCUGCAAGACGGCUCCCUCAUUGACCUGUGUGGGGCCACUCUUCUCUGGAGAACCGCAGAUGGCCUUUUCCACGCUCCGACUCAGAAACACAUUGAAGCCCUCCGGCAGGAGAUCAAUGCAGCCCGACCCCAGUGUCCCGUGGGCCUCAACACCCUGGCCUUCCCCAGCAUCAACCGGAAGGAAGUAGUGGAAGAGAAGCAGCCUUGGGCAUACCUGAGCUGCGGCCAUGUGCACGGCUAUCACAGCUGGGGCCAUCGGAGCGACACAGAAGCCAAUGAGAGGGAGUGUCCCAUGUGCAGGACUGUGGGCCCCUAUGUCCCUCUCUGGCUAGGCUGUGAGGCAGGAUUUUAUGUCGAUGCAGGACCCCCAACCCAUGCCUUCACCCCCUGCGGCCACGUCUGUUCAGAGAAGUCUGCCAAGUACUGGUCGCAGAUUCCACUGCCCCAUGGAACCCACGCGUUUCACGCCGCCUGUCCAUUCUGCGCCACGCAGCUGGUUGGUGAACAGAACUGCAUCAAAUUGAUUUUCCAAGGUCCAGUGGACUGACACCCUGGACAACCAUCUACACAUCAUUAACAAGUUACUGUGAAGAUUUUGCCACUAACUGUAGAUUCUACCUUUUUGUAAUGCUGUUUGUUAAGGGAACGGCGGACUGGGUUGCGAAGACAGAGGGAGGGCUGAAUACGGCAGGCGAUGACAGAUACCACUGUGUUUUGCAUGCUCAAAACAGCAGCAUCGUCAUGAGGUCUGCCUGAUUAAACUUUAAUACUUGUGUAAUAAUUGGAUUUCAACUGCCAUGCUUUUAUUUUUAACUUUAGGUUUUUAACCAGAUUUUUUUUUCCCCUUUGUAAACUUGGGUAAGAUUUUACAAAUGUAGAAGUGUACUCAACAGAUGUCUCUUAGUGCGCAGCCUGCAGAGCUGUGUGGCACAGGUGUCACACAUCUUGUGAUGAUCAGUGAUUGGGAAUACUUGACAGUAGCUAGAAUCUGACUCAAUACCAGAGAGCCAGCUCUGUCGGCCCUGCCACAAACACCCGUGGACAGGCAGUGUAGACCAUGUACUUGUCUUGAAAUCUGCAACUUUAUUCUCACCUUUUUUUUUUUUUUUUUUUGACUUUAGGUGGAGGAGCAUGUCCAUAUCCUAUUUUAUUUUAACUUCAGUGGAAUUCACUCGCUCAUUUAUCAGUUACUUGGCAUGUCAAACAAAGAAUUUCCCCAUGGUUUCAGUCUGUCCUGUUAUUUUUGCUUAAUAUGGGCUGUCUCUGCUCCUCAUCUUACAUGUCAAGAAGUCAUUGGUUGAUUGAUUGUUUGAUUGAUGAUUAAAUUCAUGAGCUGAGGGUGGCAGUAGUGGACAUGCACUAAGGUCAGCUGUUGCCCAUGCUGGCAGCAGUGGGUGUGUCCCAGGUACUCUAAUUCCAGCUUUAUCUGUACACCAGAAUACUUAAGACCCAAGUGGGAUGAAAACAUGCUUUGACUUUUUAAAGCCACUUGUUGGCACUUCACAAUGUGGUUUCCUUCUCUUCUCCUUCUUAAGAAAGCCAAAAUUUUGUUAACCCAGAAGCAACAAGCGACAGUGGGAUUGCCAUUUCUGUCCCCUACCUCCCCACCAUCAGUCAUCUUCCCUUUCAGUUUAAGGAGCCCCAUACUUUUUUUUUUUUUUUUUAUGUUUGCAAAUCAAACUAAAUCUAAAUGUGAUCGUUAGUACACGGAGCACUGAGUGGCAUGUCUGCAGAGAUCAUUUGAAAUUUCUGAUUUUGAGAGAGCAAGUGAAUGUUUACUGAGGAAUAAUUAAAUCAGAAUUUCAUAUGAGCUGCACUGGCCCUCUCUUUCAGUUUCAUCUAGCAUUGAUUAAUAAUGCCUGAAUGCUUGUUUUCUGUGCUUGGUGCCAGUAGUAUCUGUGGCUCCUAGAAUGUCAGAAUGGAGAGACACUGUUGGGCUUAGCUACGUUCCACCCCAUUCCCAAGGAGAAAGUCUUCAGUUAAAUUAACAUUGCUCAGGUGGACCAUCAACAGAUUUGAGCUGCCUGUUUUAGCUUUUGUAAAUAUAAGUAACUUAUAUAAUUAUGACACAUUCAUACUUGAAUUGGUUUUUCCAUAUCUUGCCUAUUAGCAGAUAUUUCGCCUAUUUUCAGCAAAUUAAAUCUAUUUGCGUACUUUUUCUUGAAAGCAAAACGAUAAUAUUAAUUACUCUGUAGUGCUGCUGCUUAGUUUGACUCAGUGUGCUGGGUUCCGCUGUCCGCUUCAUUUUCCCAUGGAGACUGCUGUGUAUUAAGAGAGGGUUUUUUUGUUUGUUUGUUUUGUUUUAACUUAUGAAAAUCCAACAGUCUUUUUACUGGUAGUUCCCUGUGUUCUACAUAGAUUACCUACAGACAAAAAAGAAAUAAAGACAGACAGACAGACAGGGAGAGGGAGAGAGGGAAAGAACUUUCUAGAGAAACCUAUAGGGUGUCAUCUGGUGCAGACAGAAUUUUCGUCACUGGUUUUCAGAGAAGGAUAAAAGAUGCACUCCCCCUGCCCCCGUCCCACCUCUCCUUAUAUGGAGAUAGAUAGUUUGAGGACUCUUCUAAGAUAAAGAGUCUUACACCCAGAAAUACUAAAUUUCACCUAUCCAAAAACAAAUCAAAAAAAGUUUUUUCUUUCAAGGAAGUUCACUCUGAUACCAGAUUUCUCUGUGUCAAGGACUAUGUCUGAUACUCUGUGUAUGGCAUACACCCCCCAAAUAAGGCAAGCAUCCCACUGUCAGAUUACAAAAUUGCAAACUCAGCUCAAGUGCAAGCUGAAACUCAGAUAAUAAACUACAGGCCCUUCAGUGGCAGUAGGGCAGCCUGUAGCUUUUCCUUCCAUUUUCAGGUGAGGUCCCCUGCCCCUGCCCCUGCCCCUG